Culex pipiens pallens (northern house mosquito) is the source of this 996-nucleotide messenger RNA. RefSeq lists its product as uncharacterized. Lineage: Eukaryota; Metazoa; Arthropoda; Insecta; Diptera; Culicidae. The record is from RefSeq and is a predicted model, not a curated record. The coding region runs from base 1 to 996 and encodes 331 amino acids. The transcript has 3 exons.
AUGAAUGAAAUGAAUGAAAUGAAUGAAAUGAAUGAAAUGAAUGAAAUGAAUGAAAUGAAUGAAAUGAAUGAAAUGAAUGAAAUGAAUGAAAUGAAUGAAAUGAAUGAAAUGAAUGAAAUGAAUGAAAUGAAUGAAAUGAAUGAAAUGAAUGAAAUGAAUGAAAUGAAUGAAAUGAAUGAAAUGAAUGAAAUGAAUGAAAUGAAUGAAAUGAAUGAAAUGAAUGAAAUGAAUGAAAUGAAUGAAAUGAAUGAAAUGAAUGAAAAUGAAAUGAAUGAAAUGAAUGAAAUGAAUGAAAUGAAUGAAAUGAAUGAAAUGAAUGAAAUGAAUGAAAUGAAUGAAAUGAAUGAAAUGAAUGAAAUGAAUGAAAAUCCAUGCCAUCAAUCAAAUCCAUCCCAUCCAUGCCCAUCCAUGCCCAGCAUGCCAUCCAUCCCAGCCAUCCCAAUCCAUGCCCAUCCAUCCCAUCCAUCCCAUCCAUCCCAUCCAUCCCAUCCAUCCCAUCCAUGCCCAUCCAUCCAUCCAUCCCAUCCAUGCCAUCCAUCCAUCCAUCCCAGCCAUCCCAUCCAUCCCAUCCAUCCCAUCCAUCCCAUCCAUCCCAUCCAUCCCAUCCAUCCCAUCCAUCCCAUCCACAUCCACCCAUCCAUCCCAUCCAUCCCAUCCAUCCCAUCCAUCCCAUCCAUCCCAUCCAGCCCAUCCAUCCCAUCCAUCCCAUCCAUCCCAUCCAUCCCCAGCCCCAUCCCAUCCAUCCCAUCCAUCCCAUCCAUCCCAUCCAUCCCAUCCAGCCCAUCCAUCCCAUCCAUCCCAUCCACCCAUCCAUCCAUCCCAUCCACCCAUCCAUCCAUCCCCAGACGCUCAAACAACCCCAAACCAACCCACAACAAGCACCUGCUAAACCCCCCCCUACCCCCCAUCCCCUACAACCCCCGCAAGACCCCCCCCAUGCACCCGGCCACAACACGUAGACCAUGUGCCAACCAUGCCCCUGACCCCGCCCUAUGA